Botrytis cinerea B05.10 is the source of this 1989-nucleotide messenger RNA. RefSeq lists its product as hypothetical. Gene Ontology annotation, biological process: amino acid transmembrane transport. The record is from RefSeq and is a predicted model, not a curated record. The coding region runs from base 119 to 1852 and encodes 577 amino acids. Gene Ontology annotation, cellular component: membrane. The transcript has a single exon. Gene Ontology annotation, molecular function: amino acid transmembrane transporter activity. NCBI's taxonomy places the organism in Eukaryota, Fungi, Ascomycota, Leotiomycetes, Helotiales, Sclerotiniaceae.
GAUUACCAAUUACUAUAAGCUUUACAAGCUCUCAGAUUCAAAAUCCAGCUCCAAUAUCUUUCACAGCCACCUGACUGACAUUUCACCCUUAAAUCUUCCCACUGAGUCCAGUUCAUUCAUGAUGAGCGCUGAAUCCAAUGAACCGAUCUCUUCCGAUGCAACCAAUCUACAUCAUCCGGACUACUCCGAAAAGCAGGUUUACGAAGCUUCCAAUGUUACCGAUAUCAAUAAUACGAAUGACCCCGAUAAGCAAAUUCGUGAAGCCUCUGAUGAGUCAGACGUAGGUCUUGACCCGGUCCCUGAUCCGAAAUCUGAAGGGAGUACUCGACGGGGGCUGAAAUCUCGGCAUGCACAAAUGAUUGCAUUGGGUGGUACAAUUGGUACCGGCUUAUUUGUUGGAAGUGGACAAGCCCUUCAUGCUGGAGGACCUGCGUUUCUCUUUCUUGCUUACUGUCUAAUCACGAUAUUUGUGUAUGGAAUUGUUACGGCGACUACAGAAAUUAGUGCAUAUAUGCCAGUUCAUGGAAGUACGAUGGCGUCAUAUGCCUCUCGCUACGUCUCUCCCAGUCUUGGGUUCGCUAUGGGUUGGCUGUAUUGGUAUUCUUUCGCUAUGGUUGUUCCCUACGAGAUCACUGCGGCUGGAUUGGUUAUUGACUAUUGGCCAAAUGAUAUAAACAUCGCCGUGUGGAUUACCAUCCUUCUCUUGGUCAUUAUCGGCUUGAACUGCUUUCCGGUGAAAGUAUAUGGAGAGGCCGAGUUUUGGUUCGCUUCUCUAAAAGUAUUCAUGAUCAUCGGUCUCUUGAUACUUUCGUUCAUCCUCUUUUGUGGUGGAGGACCAUCACAUCAGCCAGUUGGGUUUCAUUACUGGAAAAAUCCAGGAGCAGCUAAAGAAUAUCUUGUCGGCGGAUCCGCGGGAAGAUUUUGCGCUUUUUUGUACGUCUUAGUCUUCUCCUGCUUUUCCUUCAACUUCGCACCCGAAUUGCUUGUCAUUACUGGAGGGGAAAUGGAAUCACCACGUCGCAAUCUUCCAACCGCCGCCAAGCGAUACUUCAUUCGACUUCUCAUUUUUUAUAUUGGGGGAACCCUUGCAAUAGGCGUCAUUGUAAGCAGUAACGCGCCAGGCUUGAUUGGUGGUGGAGCCGGCGCAGCAUCGUCACCCUGGGUUAUAGCAAUCAAAGAUGCUGGCAUCUCCGGAUUAGAUAGUGUCAUCAAUACGGUGAUCAUUACGUCUGCAUGGUCUUCGGGAAACUCCUACCUCUAUAUGUCAAGUAGAUCUUUGUAUUCCCUCGCACUCUCUGGAAAUGCACCAAAGGUGUUCAAAAAAUGCAACAGAUGGGGUGUACCUUAUCCUGCGCUAAUCGCAAGCUCCAUGUUCUCACUUCUGGCCUAUCUCAACUGCGCCAGUAAUGGCGUACAAGUUUUCAACUGGUUCAUCAAUCUCACUAAUACUUCUGGAUUUAUUUCCUGGAUCUGUUGCUGUGUAGUCUUUUUCCGUUUUUGCAAGGCAUGUGUUGCACAUGAGAUCACGGAUCUACCAUACAGAUCGCGUUUUCAGCCUUAUUUAGCUUACAUCUCGAUCUGCGCUUUUACAGUUCUUCUUCUUUGUAAUGGCUUUAGCGUUUUCUUUCCUAGUAAAUGGAGUGUGUCGUCUUUUCUCGCAGCUUAUAUUGGUCUUCCUAUUUUCCUCACUAUUUAUUUUUGCCAUCGCAUAUUCCACCGGUCAGAUGAAUGGAUGCUGAAUCCAGCGAAUGUUUACAUGACGAGUGGUUUAGAAGAGGUUUUGGCUACUGAAACUGAUGCUCCUGGGAGAACAGGUCCCUGGUACCACAGUUUAGGGAAGAUCUGGGAGUAGCGUAUUUUCCAGUGGGUUUGCAGAUUUAGUUUUGGUUCUUGCGUUCUAAGAGUUAGUUUCGGCUGGCCAACAACUUUUUGUUAGCACUUUAAAAACAAUUCGACUAAAUUUAUAUAAAAUGUGAGAACCCCGUCGCA